AUGACCCGUCCAGCUUCAUCCGACAGCGACGAGGAGGAAGUAUUCCACGAUGCGCGCUACCCCUCGGACGAAGAAGCCGACCUCUUAAACCAAUCCAAUACCCAUAAGUCCGAGGCGAACAAGCUGUUCUCCUCUGCCCGCUACUCGGAAGCCGUCACAACCUACGACCGCGCCCUCUCCUUCUGCCCCAACUAUCUAGACUACGAAAUCGCCGUCCUCCGCAGCAACAUUGCCGCAUGCCAUCUGAAACUGGAAGAUUGGAAAGCUGCUGUCGAAGCAGCCACAGCCAGUAUUGAUCGGCUGGAUAAAGCACUGUCAUCGCACCUACAAGGGGAAACGGCAUCUGGGGGGAGAGCUAGCGAUGGGACUGUGGACAAUAAUAAAGUGGUGGAACUGCUCGAUGGGGACGGGGACGGAGAGUCCGAAGAGGCACAGCUCAAGAAACUCCAGGAGGACGAUAAAAGGAAGGAAGAUAUCCAGCGCAUACGUGCCAAGGCGCUCAUGAGGCGGGCUCGGGCUAAGAUGCAGCUGGGAGGGUGGGCCAAUCUGCAGGGGGCUGAAGAGGAUUACAAGGCCUUGCUUGGAAUGGGGAAUCUGCCGGCGCAGGAUGAGCGGAUUGUGCGAAAAGCGCUGAGGGAGCUGCCUGGCUUGAUUAAUGCUGCGCGAGAGAAGGAGGUUGCGGAUAUGAUGGGCAAGCUUAAGGAUCUUGGGAAUGGGAUCUUGAAACCCUUCGGACUGUCAACGGAUAAUUUCAAGUUCGUGAAGGACGAGAAGUCUGGCGGUUAUAACAUGUCAUUUGAGAAAUAA
Messenger RNA from Histoplasma capsulatum G186AR, 807 nucleotides. RefSeq lists its product as uncharacterized. The transcript is spliced from 3 exons. Gene Ontology annotation, molecular function: protein binding. NCBI's taxonomy places the organism in Eukaryota, Fungi, Ascomycota, Eurotiomycetes, Onygenales, Ajellomycetaceae. The record is from RefSeq and is a predicted model, not a curated record. The coding region runs from base 1 to 807 and encodes 268 amino acids.